AUGCGUGACUACGAUGCGGCCACCGCCUUCCUGGGCGAGUGGGGCCGCUUCCAACGCCUCGUUUUCUUCCUCCUCAGCGCCAGCAUCAUCCCCAACGGCUUCAACGGUCUCUCCAUCGUUUUCAUGGCCGGGACCCCCGAGCACCACUGCGCCGUGCCCCCCGAGGCCAACCUGAGCGCCGAGUGGCUUAAUGCCAGCAUCCCGCUGGAGACGCAGGGCGGGCAGGCGGCUCCGAGCCACUGCCGCCGCUACCGCCUGGCCGCGCUCCGCAACUUCUCGGCGCUGGGGCUCCGGCCGGGCUCCGACGUGGAGCUGAGCUCGCUGGAGCAGGAGCCGUGCCUGGACGGCUGGGAGUACAGCCGCGACGUCUACCACUCCACCAUUGUCACUGAGUGGAAUCUCGUCUGUGACAACGACUGGAAGGAACCUUUGAGCACCUCCCUGUUCUUUGUGGGUGUCCUGCUGGGCUCUUUUGCAUCAGGACAGCUCUCAGACAAGUUUGGCAGGAAGAAUGUGCUGUUUGCAACUCUGGCAAUGCAGACUGGCUUCAGCUUCAUACAGGUCUUCUCUACCAGCUGGGAGAUGUUUUCAGUGUUAUUUAUGCUGGUCGGCAUGGGACAGAUCUCCAACUACGUGGCAGCAUUUGUUCUGGGCACAGAAAUUCUUGGCAAAUCCAUUCGUGUGCAGUUCUCCACUCUGGGUGUUUGUAUAUUUUAUGCAUUUGGCUACAUGUUGCUGCCACUGGUUGCUUACUUUAUCAGAGACUGGAGGAUGCUGCUGCUGGCACUCACCUUACCUGGGCUCCUCUUCAUCCCACUCUGGUGGGUGAUUCCAGAAUCUCCACGGUGGUUGAUCUCCCGGGGAAGAUUUCAAGAGGCAGAAGACAUCCUCCACAAAGCUGCAAAAAUGAAUGGCAUUACAGCCCCAGAUGUCAUACUUGACCCUAGUGAGCUGCAGGAUAUGAAUUGCCAGAGCCAGCAGACCUACACCAUUUUGGAUCUAAUGAGAACCCGAAAUAUCCUGACCAUCACAAUCAUGUCAGUGCUUCUUUGGAUGAUAAUCUCUGUGGGUUACUUUGGGCUUUCUCUCGACACCCCUAACCUGCACGGAGAUGUCUACCUGAACUGCUUCCUCUCGGCAGUGAUCGAGGUGCCAGCCUACGUCAUCUCGUGGCUGCUGCUCCAGCACCUGCCGCGACGGUACUCAAUGGCUGCUGCGUUAUUCUUGGGAGGCUGUGUUCUGCUCUUCAUUCAGCUGGUGCCUUCACAUGCCCGUGCAGUCUCCAUUCUGCUGGUGAUGAUGGGGAAAUUUGGGAUCACCUCUGCCUUUGCAAUGGUUUAUGUUUACACAGCUGAGCUCUACCCAACAGUGGUGAGAAACAUGGGAGUUGGAGCAAGUUCCAUGGCCUCCAGGCUGGGCAGCAUCCUCUCACCUUACUUUGUUUACCUCGGUGCCUACGAUCGCUUCCUGCCUUACAUCCUGAUGGGGAGCCUGACUGUGCUCUCAGGAAUUCUGACUCUCUUUCUGCCAGAAAGCUUUGGUAUGCCUCUGCCAGACACCAUUGAUCAGAUGCUGUUGGUGAAAGGAUUAGAAUACAGACCUCCAUCUAGCAGCAAGAGGGAGUCCAGGGAGGAAGAAGAACAUCCAGAGAUUUCUAAAAGCACAGCUUUGUGAUGGAACUCCUCUGUGCUUCCUGGGGGACUGAGAGUGAAAUGGACUUCUCUUCUAAAAUUCAUUCUAGAAAGGGCUAGU
This is a messenger RNA of Indicator indicator, 1752 nucleotides long. RefSeq names its product organic cation/carnitine transporter 2-like. The record is from RefSeq and is a predicted model, not a curated record. The transcript has 10 exons. Lineage: Eukaryota; Metazoa; Chordata; Aves; Piciformes; Indicatoridae. Gene Ontology annotation, cellular component: membrane. Gene Ontology annotation, molecular function: transmembrane transporter activity. The coding region runs from base 1 to 1674 and encodes 557 amino acids. Gene Ontology annotation, biological process: transmembrane transport.